UGUUUUUGUGUAUGCGAAAUGUGUUGCGAACCUUUCGAUGGCGCAUAGAGGCUCGAAGCCCCUGCAGAAGUUGGCGGAUUGAUGGUGAUACCUGUGCCUGUGUAUUGUGUGUGCCCAUAUGGGUGCGUGUCCGUGUGCUGUGCGUGGGACAAAGGGAAGACAGCUGGUCACCGACAAAGAUACCUGUUCUGUGGACCCUUCUCACGGGGCUGAGCAGAGGCUCCGGAACGGAGGGGGGUCAGUUCCCCGCCAGGGCAGAUUCGCGAGCUGCAAAGCCUGUGGAGAGAUUAGUGCUUGGCGGUGCUGGGUGAGGGGCUAGGCCGGGAAAUAAGUGUGAGUUAUGAGAUUACCGGAAAUAGUGGCUAGGGCCUUGAGAGUGGGUACCCCCCGAAUCCCAGGACUACUGAGCUCCACCAGUGCCCAAGAGAGGCUCCUCCGCACAGAAGAGGUUACUCGAGCUCCGGGGCCUGCGCUAGACCAGCUUGCGUAGGCAGGGCUUUGUAGGGGAGGGGAACUGGGGCUUAGCGAGUCACCUUCUCCCCCCUCAUCCCCGCUUCCAUCUGCAGGAAUUGCAAUGGCGACCCUGAGGGCCCUGUGGCUGACCUGCGCGCUGCUCGGAGUGGCCGGAGCGUGCCCAGAGCCAUGCGCCUGCGUGGACAAGUAUGCGCAUCAAUUUGCCGACUGUGCCUACAAGGAACUGCGCGAAGUUCCCGAGGGGCUGCCGGCCAACGUGACCACGCUUAGUCUGUCGGCCAACAAGAUCACCGUCCUGCGGCGCGGGGCCUUCGCCAACGUCACCCAGGUCACAUCUCUGUGGCUGGCGCACAACGAGGUGCGCACCGUGGAGUCAGGCGCGCUGGCCGUGCUGAGCCAGCUCAAGAACCUCGAUCUGAGCCACAACCUCAUAUCUAGCUUCCCGUGGAGCGACCUGCGCAACCUGAGCGCUCUGCAACUGCUGAAAAUGAAUCACAACCGCCUAAGCUCGCUGCCCGGCAACGCGCUCGGGGCGUUGCCGGACCUGCGCUCCCUGCGUAUCAACAACAACCGCCUGCGUACGCUGGCCCCCGGCACCUUCGACGAGCUGAGCGCUCUGUCACACUUGCAGCUCUAUCACAACCCUUUCCACUGCGGCUGCGGCCUUGUGUGGUUGCAGGCCUGGGCCUCGAGCACCAGGGUCUCGCUGCCCGAGCCCGACUCUAUAGCAUGCGCCACGCCUCCCGCGCUGCAGGGGGUGCCGGUGCACCGCCUGCCCACGCUCCCCUGUGCACCGCCCAGCGUGCGUCUGAGCUCAGAGCCGGAGCCGGAGGCACCCGGCAGCCCUCUGCGCGCCGGACUGACGCUUGUCCUGCACUGCACUGCCGAAGGCCACCCGACGCCCCGCCUGCAAUGGCACCUUCAGAUCCCGGGUGGCACUGUAGUCUUAGAGCCGCCGGCCCUGAGAGAGGAGGACGAUGCGGACGGGAUAGAGGACCAGGAGGGGGAUGGGGACGGGCCGACGCAGACCGAAGCCCCAACCCUGACUCCAGCACCCGCCUGGCCCGCACCCCCAGCUACCCCACGCUUCCUGGCGCUCGCAAACGGCUCCCUGUUGGUGCCCAUCCUGAGCGCCAAGGAGGCCGGCGUUUACACCUGCCGUGCACACAACGAGCUGGGCGCCAACUCGACGUCAGUACGUGUGGCUGUGGCAGCAGCAGGGCCUCCGAAGCACGCGCCCGGCGUCGGGGGAGAGCCCGGUGGGCAGACCCCGCUCUCUGAGCGCAAGUCCACAGCCAAAGGUCGGGGCAACAGCGUCCUGCCUUCUAAGCCCGAGGGCAAAACCAAAGGCCAAGGCCUGGCCCGGGUCAGCGUCCUCGGGGAGACGGAGGCGGGGCUGGAGGAGGAGGCAGGUGAGGGAGAAGAGGCCGAAAAUCAGGUCCUAGAGGGCUCAGCGGAGGAGCAGCGGUGCGGCCACGGGGACCCCUCGCGAUACGUGUCCAACCACGCGUUCAACCAGAGCGCGGACCUUAAACCUCACGUCUUCGAGCUGGGAGUCAUUGCGCUAGACGUGGCGGAGCGUGAGGCGAGGGUGCAGCUGACGCCGCUGGCGGCGCACUGGAGCCCUGGGCCCGUCGGGGCCGCGGGAGCUGGGCAGCCUGGGCGGCGGCCCCUGCGCCUACUCUAUCUGUGCCCAGCCGGGGGCGGCACCGCCGUGCAGUGGUCGCGGGUGGAGGAGGGCGUCAAUGCCUAUUGGUUCCGCGGCUUGCGUCCUGGCACCAACUACUCCGUGUGCUUGGCGCUGGCGGGCGAGGCGUGUCACGUACAGGUGGUGUUCGCCACCAAGAAGGAGUUGCCCUCGUUGUUGGUCAUUGUGGCCGUGAGCGUAUUCCUUCUGGUGCUGGCCACCGUACCCCUGCUGGGCGCCGCCUGCUGCCAUCUGCUGGCCAAACACCCCGGCAAGCCCUACCGCCUUAUUCUGCGACCACAGGCUCCCGAUCCCAUGGAGAAGCGCAUCGCCGCCGACUUCGAUCCGCGUGCCUCCUACCUCGAGUCGGAGAAAAGCUACCCCGCAGGCGGCGAGGCAGGCGGCGAGGAGCCAGAGGAGGCCCCCGGAGAGGGUCUGGAUGAAGACGCGGAGCAGGAGGACUCUAGCGGGGACCUGCAGAGGGAGGAGAGCCUGGCGGCCUGCUCUCUGGUGGAGUCCCAGUCCAAGGCCAACCAAGAGGAGUUCGAGGCGGGUUCCGAGUACAGCGACCGGUUGCCCCUGGGCGCCGAGGCGGUCAAUAUUGCCCAGGAGAUUAAUGGCAACUACAGGCAGACGGAGGGCUGAACCCCGGGCCCACUGGACCCACCAGGCCCGCCCAUUCCCACCCCUCACCUUGGGUCCCGAGGAGCAGAAGCCUUGGGCUGGCAGGACUUAUCACCCCAUCCCACCCCGGGUACACCCACUCCGCCCCCUUGUCACUCCCCAAUCUUGAAUACUAGGGGCGUCGGGAAAGCAGACCGUUUUCACCAGUCCCCAGUACCCACAGCCUGCCGUUACUCUUUCGGCGGGUGGAACCCCUCCUGCCUCAAGCACAGUUCCUCGCUCCUUCCUCCCCAAAUAAGCCACGCCCCACAAACGGGAAAGGGGGGAAUCCACACCCCUCCAUUCCCAUCGCGAAGGUUACCUAAGGGAGCAACCAGCUGGUAGGUGGUUCUACGUCCCACCGCCGACCCCACGGUCGGCUCUGGAUCCAAAGGAAAUAGGAAAAGACCUUGGAAACAUCUGGUGGUAAUGCUGUGGCUUGGAACCAGCCCUGGACCCCUGGCGGAAGUCCCUAGCGCGGUGCGCCGUGGGCUCCCAUUUCGACCCCACUCCCUCCGCCCUUUCCGGGGCGCAGGGAUCCGGUGGCAUAAAGGGAAGUCAUUUUCCCUUACACCCCUAGUUUUGUGUUUGAAAUCCUCCCUCCCGACUGGGGUCCUUUUCCACUAUCCCCACCCCGCUCUGGCCCUAGCCGGCUUCUGACCAGCUGGAACUGAGCCGGGUACCUGGGCCCCUUUCAGCUCAGUGCUCUGAUUUUCAUAUUUUUGUUCUUUUCAAAGACAGCUACACACUCCCAGGCCUGGUGCUAAGAGCCCUUUCCAGCUUCUGGAAAAAUUGGGUAUGUGUGUGGAGGGGGGACGGGAACCCGUUUCUCUCGCGCUCCAGCCUAACUUAAAGCGCCGCAAGACUGUGCGCCCCUUUUUGGCUGAUGGUGCGGGCUGGGCCCGGGGCCAAUUUCGUUGUCAAUGUGUUGGGGUUUCCGGAGGUCGGUGCGGUUUCCGCGACUCCCGGGGGCCCAGACCCGUGCCCACGAAGGCUGGGGGCAUAGGAAGCCAACUGCGGCCCCUCUGGCUCGGUCCCUCAUGAAUGUUUGCGCCCUGGUUAGCACAAAGCCUCCGCGGGGCCGCAGCGAGAUGGGAUGUAGGAAAGCGCUAGGCCCUGGCGACUCCCCGCCCUGUCCCUCCUUGGGUGAGAAUCGCCUUGGGCGGGCGUGUAGUCCUAGACAGCGUGCUCUGUAGGGGAAAAGACUGUGUCCUGUGAAAUGUGAGCGUGUAGUG
This is a messenger RNA of Loxodonta africana (African savanna elephant), 4059 nucleotides long. RefSeq names its product immunoglobulin superfamily containing leucine rich repeat 2 (gene ISLR2). The record is from RefSeq and is a predicted model, not a curated record. Bases 575 to 2806 code for a protein of 743 amino acids. NCBI's taxonomy places the organism in Eukaryota, Metazoa, Chordata, Mammalia, Proboscidea, Elephantidae. The transcript has a single exon. Gene Ontology annotation, molecular function: protein binding. Gene Ontology annotation, biological process: positive regulation of axon extension. Gene Ontology annotation, cellular component: cell surface.